UCACCGCACCGCCACCAAUCACUCCUUUCUCCUUCAGCUUUUCUAACAUUAUUGGAUGGAUGGAUUGAGUCUCUGAUCUGACCAAACUCCGAAUUACUACAAAAACCAACCCAAACGGUCCAAAAAAAACCUCAUAGAAACUCACAAAGUCGACGACUAAUUGUUCCACUUUGAACAUGUUGACCUAAAAAUCACAACCCUCCUCCCCUUAAUUCGUCGUUUACUUCUUCCCAAUAUCUAUCUUCUUUCUUGAAUAAAUCACACACCAUUACAAAUAAUGCAUCAUUUUUUUAAUUUUUUACUACCUUGUUUUCGUGGUCCAUUUUCCAAUGCACGCACAAACAAGAGGAUUCUGAUACCAUCUGAUUAAAGCAUCUGAUUAGGAAAGAUGGUAGUAGUAUGGUAGAAUCCACGAUCCAUUUCUACAUUUUUCAUCAUCAUUCAUCAUAUAUUACUGACAUCAGGCAUUUGUUUACUACUUUUUCCCAUUCAUCCAUCCAUCCAUCUUCACCAGUUUGAUUCCCGUGACUUUUGCCGUACAAAACCCCAUAAUAAAAUCACAUUACAUUACAUCAUCAAAAUCACACCCUCUCCCCUGGCCCCCCCUCUGUUCCCCCCAUCUCUUUAAAAAUAUAAACAGAACCAAGUAGUACUAUUACUUCACUAGUGACAUAAAAUCAGUGAGGCCAACAACAGAAAGAGGAGAGGAAAAAAAAAUGCCGAGUUCUGCUGCAUUUUUGAGGCAAAUAAGUGGUAAAGAAGCAUGGAAAUCAGCUUCCAUGAGGUGGGCUACUGAGAAUAAUCACUACAGCAACAGUGAGGGCUAUGAUUUUGACUAUGGUGGAGAUGGAGGUUUGAGUCAAAUGGAAGGGUUUAAUAGCUAUGGAUGUGAGGCAAAUGGUGGUGGAUUUGUGAUGAGGAAGAGGGUUAUGGUGGUUGUGGAUCAAACAUCACAUUCAAAGCAUGCCAUGAUGUGGGCUCUUACUCAUGUUGCUAAUAAGGGUGAUAUGCUCACUCUGCUUCACAUUAUCCCUCCCAAUCAGUGUUCUUCUGAUUCCAACUCUUCUUCUUCAGCUUCCUCUGCUUCUGCUUGCUCUCCUUACCUUGCUAGCUCUCUGGGUUCACUUUGUAAAGCUUGCAAGCCUGAGGUGGAAGUGGAAGCUCUGGUGAUUCAAGGCCCCAAACUGGCAACAGUAAUGAGCCAAGUGAAGAAGCUGGAAGUGUCGGUUUUAGUUUUGGGUCAGAAGAAGCCUCCCUCUCUUUUGCUUAAUUGCCUGUGCGGAGGAAGUAGGUUGGAAGAAUUUGUGGAAGAAUGCAUAAACACAGUGGAUUGCUUAACCAUUGGAGUGAGGAAGCAGAGCAAAGGAAUGGGUGGGUAUCUGAUUAGCACCCGAUGGCAGAAGAAUUUCUGGCUCUUGGCUUAGUGGUUAAGAAAAAUAAAAUCACUGGACUACUUUAAAAAUGUUCAAUGAGGAGGUUAUUGAACACUAUUAUUGAUUGUUAAAAAUACACAUAAGAUGGAGUCUGUAAUGUAAUGUAGAGAGAGAGGGAGAGAUGUGAUGUAAAAGUAGAUUUUAAUUUGUGUAAUAUUUUCCUUAGAUUUGGUAUGAUUUAUUCUCUUUAAUCUAACUACUAUUAUUAGAAAAUAAAAACUAACUCUUAUGAUAUUCUACCCUUAUCUUCUGUGUCUUAUAAAAAUCCUUAAAUUAAUUUGGACA
Messenger RNA from Oldenlandia corymbosa var. corymbosa, 1718 nucleotides. The record is from the annotation of a GenBank genome assembly. Lineage: Eukaryota; Viridiplantae; Streptophyta; Magnoliopsida; Gentianales; Rubiaceae.